AAAUACUUAAUGCUCUGCAUUCUUCCUUCACAGUUACUAUAUUUUAAGUCACUCUCAGUUGCCUAGAAAUGAUAAGCAGCCUGAGUGUGUUUUGUAUUUAUUUGCAUAUCAUACAGGAGUUCAUGACCAAGUAUGGCCCACGGGAAGUUCUUGCUCCAGAGUCAUAGUACACGUGGAUCUGGAUUGCUUUUAUGCACAAGUAGAAAUGAUCUCAAAUCCAGAACUAAAAGACAAACCUUUAGGGGUUCAACAGAAAUAUUUGGUGGUUACCUGCAAUUAUGAAGCUAGGAGACUUGGAGUUGAGAAACUUAUGAGUGUCAGAGAUGCAAAAGAAAAGUGCCCACAACUGAUACUGGUUAAUGGAGAAGACUUGACCCGUUACCGAGAGAUGUCUUACAAGGUUACAGAAUUGUUGGAAGAAUUUAGUCCAGUUGUUGAAAGACUUGGAUUUGAUGAAAAUUUUGUGGAUAUAACAGAAGUGGUUGAAAAGAGACUCCAGCAGCUUCAAAGUGAUGACCUUUCUUCAGUGUCGGGUCAUGUGUACAAUAAUCAGUCUAUCAACUUGCAUGACAUCUUGCACAUCAGACUGCUUGUUGGAUCUCAGAUUGCAGCAGAGAUGCGGGAAGCCAUGUUUAAUCAGUUGGGACUCACUGGCUGUGCUGGCGUGGCUUCUAAUAAACUAUUGGCAAAAUUAGUUUCUGGCAUCUUUAAACCAAAUCAGCAAACAGUCUUGUUACCUGAAAGUUGUCAAGCUCUUAUUCAUAGUUUGAGCCACAUAAAGAAAAUACCUGGUAUUGGCUAUAAAACAACCAAACGUCUUGAAACACUGGGUAUCAAUAGUGUGCAUGAUCUCCAAACCUUUUCUUCCAAAAUAUUAGAAAAAGAAUUAGGAAUUUCAGUUGCUCAGCGUAUCCUGAAGCUCAGUUUUGGAGAGGAUAACUCUCCUGUGACACCCUCAGGACCACCUCAGUCUUUUAGUGAGGAAGAUUCCUUUAAAAAGUGUUCAUCAGAAGUUGAAGCUAAGAAAAAGAUCGAAGAACUUCUUGCUAGUCUUUUGAACAGAGCAUGCCAAGAUGAAAGGAAGCCCCAUACCGUAAGAUUAACACUCCGUCGGUAUUCAUCUGAGAAGCAUUAUAGCCGUGAGAGUCGUCAGUGCCCUAUUCCAUCUCAUGUAAUUCAGAAGUUAGGGACAGGAAAUUAUGACGUGAUGACCCCAAUGGUUGAUAUACUUAUGAAGCUUUUUCGAAACAUGGUGAAUGUGAAGAUGCCAUUUCACCUGACCCUUCUAAGUGUGUGCUUCUGCAACCUUAAAGCCCUGAAUACCACUAAGAAAGGGCCUAUUGAUUAUUAUUUGACCCCAUCGUUAUCAACAACUUCACGCUCUGGCAAGCGCAGUUUUAAAAUGAAAGACACUCAUAUCGAAGACUUUUUCAAAGACAAAGAAACAAACUGGGAUGUUCUACCAGGUGGAAGGACUGAAAGUACAAGAACUGGGGAGUCUCCGCUAGAUACUACAAAUUUAUCUAAAGAAAAAGACAUUAGUGAAUCCCCACUCUCUUCACUUCCUGAGGGUGUUGACCAAGAAGUUUUUAAGCAGCUUCCAGUAGACAUUCAAGAAGAAAUUCUCUAUGGAAAAUCUAGAGAAAAAUUGCAAGGGAAAGGAAGUUUGAGUUGUCCGCUGCAUGCCUCUAGAGGAGUAUUAUCUUUCUUUUCUACAAAACAAAUGCAAGAUCAUCCCAUAGGUCCUAGAGAUCGUUUAUGCAACAGCAAGCAGGUAUCAUCAGUAUCUCCUUGUGAACCAGGAACGUCAGGCUUAAAUAGCAGUAGUUCUCCUUACCUGUCUAGCCGAAAGGAUUAUUCAUAUUAUUUAGAUAAUAGAUUAAAAGAUGAACAAGUGAGUCAAGGACCUAAAGAUCCUCAAGGAUUCCACUUUCCAAAUACAAACCCUGCUGUAACUGUUUUCCAUUCAUUUCCAAAUUUGCAGAGUGAGCAACUUUUUUCUAAAAACCGCACUACAGAUAGCAAUAAGCAAGCGGUAGCAACAGUCUCUCAUCUUGAAGGACUUGCAGACAAUACAGAGCAUGAUUCUGUUGAGGAGAAAAUUACUUUUCCUUCUGACAUUGAUCCUCAAGUUUUCUAUGAACUGCCAGAAGAGGUACAAAAGGAACUGUUGACUGAGUGGAAGAGAACAGGAUCAGAUUUUCACACAGUACAUAAAUAAGCAAGGGACGCACCAUUGUUCUCCAUGUAGCAGUUUAUUAGACUCUCCUGAGUGAAACACUGAUAGAUACUCAGUAAUGUAGACAUCCAGUGUAAAGGGUUGCAGAUAAAGCAGAAUAGCCAUGGGAAGUAAAUUCUGGCACAAAGCAUACAGAUAUUCAUAACAAGAAAUAAUGUAAAAUAUUACCUUCCUUUUAUUUCUAAAACUAUUUUAUAUUGCUUUUCAAUAAAAAGAAUAUCAUGGUCAACACUAAUACAUUUUUUGUAAAUUGAGGGGAGUAGGUAUAUAUGCUUCUGUAUUAAAAAUAGCCAAAUCAUUGCUGUGCUGUAGUAAAGACCACUUUUACUUCUGUGAAAUACAGAAUGUCUCAAGAAAGUCUAUUAAGACAUAGCUAAAUAGUAAAUUCUGUUGCCAACUAACCUAUUAAAAUAUAGGUAUCUUCGACUGAAGUACGA
Messenger RNA from Carlito syrichta (Philippine tarsier), 2676 nucleotides. RefSeq names its product DNA polymerase iota (gene POLI). The coding region runs from base 206 to 2221 and encodes 671 amino acids. Lineage: Eukaryota; Metazoa; Chordata; Mammalia; Primates; Tarsiidae. Gene Ontology annotation, biological process: translesion synthesis. The record is from RefSeq and is a predicted model, not a curated record. The transcript is spliced from 9 exons. Gene Ontology annotation, molecular function: damaged DNA binding; DNA-directed DNA polymerase activity.